GAGAAAGGAAGAGAUCCAGAGGCUCCAAAUAACUCCCAUAUUAGUAAAAAUAUUCCUCAGAAUUAUACUACCUGUUAUGAGGUUCUGGUCUCCGUCUACCUAAAUUUGUUCCGCUUCAUGGGAUUUGAGAAGAUAGUUAACAAAAUAAGGGAGGAGAAAGAAAAACAUGAAUGGAGUGUUCAGAUACUGAAAACACUCAUGGAAGAGCAUAGUACAGCAUACAUUACUGAAGGAAGAGACCCAGGAAUAGGAAAGGUAUUUGAUCCGAGAAAGCAAAAUGCACAAACGAAUGCUCAAGUUCAUCAAAAAGGCAAUGGUGGGGACUCAAAGGAGGAGACAGAAACUUAUACAACCUUGUUGGUGGCAGCCCAGAAAGGCGUAAUUGAAGUAGUGAACGAAUUUCUAAGCCAACUACCGGUGUCCAUCUACGAUACCACAUCAAAGGAUAAAAAUAUAUUGCAGGUAGCAGUGGAGAACAGGCAACCCAGGGUUAUUGAGGCAGUGCAGAAACAAGUAAACAAAGAGUUAAAGCUUAAUCUUUGGGCUGACCUCAUUGAAUCAGUGGAUACUUAUGAAAAUACUAUAUUGCACUUAGCAGCCAAGUAUGAAGAAUCCAAGGUACAUCCUUGGCAAAUUCAUGGCACUGCCAUGCGGAUGCAAUGGGAAAUCAAGUGGUAUGAGUAUGUGAAAUCCUUGUCGCCACCCCACUUCCUUUCCCUUAGCAAUGCAAAAGACGAAACUCCGGAACAAAUCUUCACUCAAGGUCAUGAAACUCUGGUCAAAGACAGUGGCGACUGGCUCAAGGAUACGUCUGAAUCUUGUUCGGUGGUGGCUGCGCUGGUUGCCGGAGUUUCCUUUGCAACGUCGAGCCAAGUCCCCGGCUGGACUAAUGGUGAUACUGGCAGACCGACCUUAGAACGACAGCCGGCAUUUGAACUCUUCGCUAUCACUGCACUUAUUGGGCUUUGCUUCUCUGUCACUGCGCUGAUCAUGUUCCUUUCCAUACUCACCUCUCGAAAACUACCCAAAGAUUUUAAGAAAAAUUUGCCACUCAAGAUUCUUCUGGGCUUGAGCUCGCUGUUUGUGUCCAUUGCCUCGAUGCUUAUAUCUUUCUGCGCCGCACAUUUCUUCGUGCUCGAGGACAAAUUCAAGAUGGCAGUGUUCCCUCUGUAUGCCGCCACCUGCCUUCCUGUUUCCUUUUACGCAAUCGUACAGUUUCCGCUUUACAUGGAUCUUUUGAAAUCCAUUAUUACAGAGGUUCCCCAGUCACUCCCUUCUGGCCAUGUCUGA
Molecule: messenger RNA, 1290 nt
Organism: Neltuma alba
Lineage: Eukaryota; Viridiplantae; Streptophyta; Magnoliopsida; Fabales; Fabaceae
Exons: 4
Coding region: 118-1290 (390 amino acids)
Cellular component (GO): membrane
Source: RefSeq, a predicted model, not a curated record